Molecule: messenger RNA, 3957 nt
Organism: Aspergillus calidoustus
Lineage: Eukaryota; Fungi; Ascomycota; Eurotiomycetes; Eurotiales; Aspergillaceae
Source: the annotation of a GenBank genome assembly
AUGCUGACGACCGAAGUACUCUUGAGUCAUAACCUCUGCUGCCCACAUGAUCCGAGGCUCAUGACCAGCAUCUUUGCUUUCAAAGACUCGAUCAGGCGUCUGUAUAAUUGUCAAGACAUAGGCAUGGAUAUUGAGUCGCUCCGUCUACAGCACACCUCUUUCGGUUUUGAGGUUGAAACAGACAUUCUUACACACCCGUGGGAUGAUACACUGGAUCUUUUCAAGGGAAUAGAUCCCGCAUAUUACGUGUAUGUUGUUUUUCCGCCGGUCAAUGAUCCAGAGGAGGGUAUCUACGAAAGCUUCGAAGCACUCCCAGAACUCCGUACCUUUUUCGAUCUUCAAGAUUUCAAUGUAAAGCUGAAUUCGUCACGCAUUGGUCACCGAAAAUCUACGGUUGGAAGGUAUUUUUUCCAGUCGGACGUCGACGUCGAUCCAAUGGAAGAGAUUGGGGUUGCGCCAGAGCCGAAGGUAUUCCAAUCCAAACAAGAACAGCAGCGCGAAGCGGCGCGGUUGAAAAUCAACACGCUCCCUGCUGAGCUGACGAACGGCCAGAAGACUUCGAUCACAGCAGCGCAAGAUCAGGUGCACAGGGCUGCCAUCGAGGAGGAGGCGUUCAUAAAUAAAGAAGAGAAGCGAGUUUCGGAAUCCGACUACUAUGUCCUGCAACAGGCUUUCGCAGGAGGGGACAAUCGAUCCGGACCACCAGUCGACUUGUGUAUGCGGCUCUUGCUAGCGACCCAACGUGAGGACGGUCUCUACAAGUCGCCAUUGCUCGAGAAAUUUGUCACAUCUCAUUUCUACCAUUACCAGAUCUCUGGCGCCGUUGGUAUCAUUCUUAAGUUGUACGGACAGAUCGACGCCGAGGCCCUUCUUCUCGCAACAGAUUAUUUGCAACACCCACAAGCGAACAUGGUCCGUGAAGCUGCGGCACAGCUAAAGGACAUCUGUCUACACGGCGCAAUACUUGCGGACGAGACCGGCUUCGGAAAGACAAAACAAACAUUACUCGCGGCUGUUCUACACAGUAUCCUGUAUAUGGAAAAGGACAAGGAGGGAAACGAAUGCCAUAAGCCAGUGCUACUGGUCGUUCCGCCUACAUUAAUUAGCCAGUGGCUGGUUGAGAUUCACGAUCACUGGCCGUGUCUUAUACCAAUAUUGUCCUAUGAUGACUCUGCGUUUCGCAUGACGGAUUUGUCAGUCAUACCAGCUGGUGCAAUGAAGAAGUUCCCCAACGUUGAAUUCUUACCUGAACGCCUCAGAUAUAUCUUCGACAAGCAUAACAAAAAGGCCCGCCAGGCUAUCAUCAUAACUUCUUAUGCCACUCAUCGACAGCGUACAGGGCGCGUGGAGGAAAGCCAAGUUCCAGGAAAACCUUAUGAAACGCGGACUGUCUGGACAACCCCUUUUAAACGCAAGUUUUCCCUUCUGCUAGCGGACGAGGCGCAGAAGGUCAAGAACCCUGAGACAAAUACCUGGGCAGUCCUCAGAGUCCACGACUUUCCCAAGAUCAUACUUGCUACGGCAUCUCCCAUGUUCAACGCAGCCAAGGACUUGAUCGGUCUAGUCGGCUUAUUAUGGCCAGCAGCCCGUAAGGCCCUACUAUCGUACCUUGAUAAGCAUCCCGAAGACGUUGAGACGCACGAAGAAAUACAGGACAUUGGCACAGAGGAUAUGGCGACAGUCCUGCCUGAUCUUGAUCCAAUAAGCCCUAUUCGUAUUGAGCUACUGAACGCGCAAACUCUGAAAGGAAUGUUCAGGCGCCGUGAAAAUAGUCUACAUCUGCGAGUGGCUGCGCGGUUCCGAGAUAUGUUGGAUGUGAUUAGUAUCCAGCGCUCCCAGGGGUCCACACUCCCCAAUGCGUCAGGCGAGCCCAUUAGCUUGAAGCCGCUUUUCAAAAAAGUCACUUACAAGACUGCGACCGUCAGUCUGCCCCCUAUUGAAGAGCUGGAGUAUCAAAUAUGGCAUAGAGCUAGUGCAGAUGAGUUCGCUGCAGAGGUCAAGAAGCAGAAGGCACAGAAAAGGGGCGACGUACUUUCACCCGAUGGCCCAGUCCCUGCGAACAACCAACAUCCUACGCAGGCUCAGCGAAGCUUCAUGGCUGCACCAGGCGCCCUACACAAGCUCGGCAUUGCAAAUUUCGCAACGAAGAUGGCAAGACUAAACGCUGUAAUGGAAAGCGUCAAGGGCGACACCUAUGUGAGGUCCAUCCGAGAUUGGAGAGAGAGGGGACUCGAUGCCCAUUUUAUUUAUGAUCUCACGCGGGGAGAGGGUGUACCGUCGGCGCAGACAGCAGAUUCGCUUAUCAUUUACCUCACUCAGGGCUCUCCGGUCUUACGGCUGGUUUUUCAAGAGCUUCUUACCGUGAAGGCCUUGGACAGGGUCAAUAAAGCUGCUUAUGGCCAUCAUCAGAAGCUUAUCGUCGGCGAAACAACGCCUGCCAAUGCGUUUUAUCUUCAACAGGUCUUGAGAGCAUGCCUGAUUGAUGCACGAGUUUUUCACGCCGAUCUCUCGCACCAGGCCAAGACUAAAAUGGUAGACUUGUUCAAUGACGAGUAUAGCACACUUAGGGUGCUUAUUAUGCUAUACGAUGUCGGUGCAGUUGGCUUGAACUUGCACAAAGCAUGCAAUCGCGUGGUCAUUGCGAGUCUUCCAAGAAGUCGGGCACAAGAGAGUCAGCUCGCUGGCCGUGCUCUCAGGAUCACGUCCGAGUUUCCUCUGACCGUUGUUAGAAGAGUUACUCCAAAUUCGCACGAUCAGUUUAGAGGUGUCAGGCAAGCAGAAAAGGCAGCCUUACAACUUGCCGCCAACGCCCGUGAACCUUCUAUUGCGCAGCUUCUGGUGAAUCUGCUAAACGAGUUCCAGAAAGAUGUCGAUCAGUUCCACCUGUUGAGUGACUCGGAGAAAGUUCGGGUCACUGUACCCGUCGAAGACAAGCCAAAGUCGCCUUCCAAGGACAGGAACAAGAAUACUACGCCUAUCAAGAAGGAGGUGGCCUCUGCGUCUACUCCUACUAAGAACAAAAAGCCCAAGGUCUUUGAGCUUCAAGCCUCCCCCAACCCCUCUAAAUCCAGGAAUCUUCGAGACCGGACGCGAAAAUCAGCCUACGAUGAGAGUGGCGAUGACGACGGCCUCUUCUUCAGAACUAAGGAUCCAGAAUAUAUCGAUACAGGAGGAGAAAGUUCUGAUGAUGAAUACGAUCUUAUGGAGGCAGGGCUUUCAGAGCCUGAUGCCACCUCGGCUGAAGAUGAUGAUUAUCUCGAAGAUGAGCAAGAUGAUGAAGAUGAAGAUGAGAAAGAUGAGGAAGAUGAUGGAGACACCUCAAACGUCGAUGUUUCCCUGUUAGACGACAAGCCAAACGACAUUACAAGGCAUAGACAAACCCUCCUUAAGCAAGCACCCGGAAAAGUGCGGACCGAAACGGACCUUGCGGAGGAAGACUCUCUGGUUCUCGGACUCCGGCUGCUGUACAACAAGAUCAAUGGGCUGGAGCUGCUGCAUUUGGAAAAGUCCAUCCAUAUCCAUUACAAGCAGUUUCCGAAGAAAACAGUCGCCCGGGUUAAGAAGCUCAAACAGCCGAACGAAGAAAAUCAGGCAAAGGCAAGGGAGAAAGGUCUUUGAUUGAAAAAUCUACACUUUGGUUUAGGGUUACUGGUGAUCUAUGUUUACACUUCUGUAUUCUGGCAUUUAGAUAGCCAAGAUCUUGGUCCCGCUUGAACCAUCCAUGUAUUUCGCUGCCAGGUGGGUGCCAGUUUUGUGGUCAUGUUGGGCUAUGCAGUAGCUAGCUAUGUACGGCUUCAGUGCCACAUAUUAUCGACUUUGUGGAUCUUGAAGUGCCCAUGGCUUUGCUUUUUUUUCAACUCUGUCGGAUUAUACCUGGAAUCACCCCAACUACUCUCACCAUCCUUGCCGUAUACUGGACUAGAAUCAUGGCACUUAAGCAAAGACUAGGAUGAGGAG